AGAAAGCUCAUUCUCUCUGCCUCUCGCUUCAGAUGCAGGGAUGGACCACAGAGCUGUGACUGUAUACUAGCAGAGAGCAUGAUUGGACUGGAGUCUCAAAGGAGUGUCAGCAGCACUGUGAAUGAAGCUCCGUGGCUCACUUACCAUAGGCUCUGUCUGUGUGAGAGGAAACAGGGAUCAUUAAAGUGAGCGGAGCAUCUCAGGGCAGAGCAAUGUGGCUAAGAGCAACGGGGCAUGGGAUCCGUUCACCUUUUGGAUAAUUUCUGUUCUUGCCCACAAAGCUGUGCAGCGUCCCCUGUGCAAGUGGGUGGCACGUGGAGCCAAGGUUUUAUAUGGCAUUUGCGAUAAAUGCAAGAUCCAACUUUUUUCUAAAUUUUGUUGCUUUGGGUACAGUGUCUCUCUCUCUCUCUCUCUUUUUCGUUUUUGGUAGUGGGGUGGGCCGGGGGGGGAAAGUGUGACACCGGAGGGAAUGUUUUCUUGUUCAGAAGUCUCUCUCACGCGGAAGCACGCUGUUCCCUUACUCCUGGCUAAGCAGACUCCAGUUCACCAACUUGCACGCUUAACUCCUUGACAGAAUGGCAGGCCAAAGAACAGCUGGUGCAAAGCAAUAGGGGGAUAAGGAAAGAGGAAAAUAAUUAAUAAGCCUAUCACCCCUACCGCCAACACUCAGCAACUACUGCAUCACUGCUAACCACGGACUGCUCGGAAGUCACCAUGCGCAGGUCUAGCACCGAUGAAUCGACCUAUCACAGGAGCCCUUCUUUGGACAGCAAGGAUUACAGUUUUCCAAAUGGCGCCUUCCGUCGCUACAGCAGCAUGUAUGGCGGCCAAUUUGGAGCUGCCAGCAACUCAUUUUUUGGAUUCCACACCAAUCCAGGCCCUAAGGCCACCAAGGCUAAGUACACGUCCCCCAAGGGAAACAAGUACGUUGUCUUUUACCUGGAUCUCUCAUUUAUUUUUCUCCUAGAACUGAAGAGGUGCAGCAUGGCUCACAACUGUCUCCAGUGUAUCAAGUACCUAAUGUUUGUCUUCAACCUUCUCUUCUGGCUUGGUGGUUGUGGGAUCCUUGGAGUGGGCAUCUGGCUGGCUGUUACCCAAGGAAACUUUGCUACCCUCUCCUCCUCCUUCCCAUCCCUCUCGGCUGCCAACCUGCUUAUCGUCACAGGGACUUUCGUGAUGAUCAUCGGCUUUGUGGGCUGUAUAGGUGCCAUCAAAGAAAAUAAGUGCCUCCUGCUGAGUUUUUUUAUCAUGCUGUUAAUUGUAUUCCUGCUGGAGCUCACCGUUGUGAUUCUGUUCUUCGUCUACACCGACAAGAUUGAUAAGUAUGCUCAGCGGGAUCUGAAGAAAGGGCUUCACUUGUAUGGGACAGAUGGAAAUAUUGGCUUAACUAAUGCGUGGAGCAUCAUUCAGACAGAUUUCAGAUGCUGUGGGGUUUCGAACUACACUGACUGGUUUGAAGUGUACAAUACUACACGGGUGCCAGACUCAUGCUGCCUGGAAUUUAGUGAGAACUGUGGACUUCAUUCUCCAGGGACCUGGUGGAAAGCUCCUUGUUAUGAAACGGUAAAAGUAUGGCUCCAGGAAAACCUGCUUGCUGUGGGGAUCUUUGGAUUGUGCACAGCUUUGGUUCAGAUUCUUGGACUGACAUUUGCAAUGACGAUGUAUUGUCAGGUGGUCAAGGCAGACACCUACUGUGCAUAGAAACCAGUCCCAGUUUUCAGAUUCUUCUCUAAAGGACACAGGAGAAAGCUCCUUCAUGCUCAUUCAUCUGAUCUUCCCCCUUCUCCCCAUGUAAUAUAAACUGUGUAUAAUCCUAUUUCUCUGAAGAUUUUGUGAAUCACCCUAGCUUUAUGGAGAGAGGAAGAAAAGAAAGAGUCCAUGUUUGGAUUGGCAUAGGCAGGAGGAAAUAUCUUUAUCAUUCAAGAAAAGAGAUGCUCCAGUAUUGGGUCCUUUACAUGGAUUAUGGCAAGACUGAAAUGGCCACUUAAGAGGAACUGAUUUGCAAGCUGAUGUAAGAGAAGACUGUAAACAGUAACGAGAGCUUGGUGAAUUCAGCAGGAUUUCCUUCCCAGAUAUUGUGGUCCAGAACUGGGGAGAAUGAAGACUCUCCAGCAUGGAAAUAUUCUUCAGUGUGGGAAGAGAGGGAACAGAGUUGCUAGCAUUGAAUGGAAUUGUCAUUUUACUACAGCUUGCCUUUGUGUGCAGCUAAAUACCCAAGCAACCAGCCUGGCUCCAGAGUAUCUUCAGAAGCCUAUGUGACCAGGAGCAGAUCUUCUUUCUGCAGAAGCGUGUUUUAUUUUAAAGGAGUGUUUUUAAUCUUGUGUGCUGUGAAGUCAGGUGUUAAUCAAUCAGAAUCUGUGCUAUGAGAUCUGGCUGGCAAGGGAAAAGUCUUAUUGGAC
Molecule: messenger RNA, 2399 nt
Organism: Gavialis gangeticus (Gharial)
Lineage: Eukaryota; Metazoa; Chordata; Crocodylia; Gavialidae
Gene: TSPAN4
Product: tetraspanin 4
Exons: 7
Coding region: 715-1701 (328 amino acids)
Cellular component (GO): membrane
Source: RefSeq, a predicted model, not a curated record